AUACUUCUAUCCUAUACUAAUCAUUUUGCGAUUGACUUGAAGCCGAAAAGUGGGGCGACGGACCAGCGUAUUCAUACGCAUGCGCUUCCUUUAUGGGUUUUGAUUGGUUGAAAGGAACCAAGAACGGUAAACAGUAAGAAAGCCAAGCUAACCUAAAAAUAUUCUCAUUAUGUUUUGUGUUGAUGUGUUGUGUUAGUCCUUUGGUGUAUUUUCUCUAAUAAUUGCGACUAUUAUCCUGUAUAUAUUUUAACCAAAAACUUUAUUAAACUUUGUUUGUUGUUAGUUAUUAGUAUUAGAGAUAUGGGUAGACUUUGUGCCUUAUGUCGUUCAAAGAAAAGCGAAGAAAUUUAGCUCCACGGAUUUCCUACAAAUAAGGAAAUGGAAGCCAAGUGGAAACUAGCUUGUGGAUUUGAAAAAUCUGAUUGUGUUAAAACCAUUGUCAUUUGCUCAAACCACUUUAAGGUGGAAGACUAUUAUACUAGAUUUAUUGGGUCAUAUGAUAAAAGGAAGUUAAAACCUAACGCUGUACCAUCCGUGAAUGUUCCGCAUAAGGAAAAUAUUUCUCCAAAUGUCCAACAGUUAUCAGCAGUGGAAAAGAAAAACGAGAGCGAUGAAUUUAGUGAAGUCCCUUCAAAAAAACUUAAGAUGGAUCGGAUGACAAAGAACGAAUCAAUGGAAAGGAUUGUAUCAUCUCAACCUAAGUUUACUGAAUUACCCUCAACUUCUGCCUUAGAAAGUGAUCCAUUGUCAGGUGAAGAUGUUAUUGUUUCUACCCCUAGAAAAAAUCAGAGAAUCGGAAGAUCAAGCCCAGAUGUAGCAACACCAAGACGUGCUAAGAGAGCUCUCUACCAGUCCCGAUAUGUUCAAGGUCAACUUCGGUAUAGGAUUAAAAAAUUGCAGCAAGAUAAAAGACGACUUGUAAAGAAGAUAUCGACAUUGAAGGAACUUGUAGAAAAAUUAAAAUCUAAUAAGUGAAAAUUGUGGCGAUAUAUUAAUGGUAAAGUUAUAAUGGUUAUAGUUGGUUAAUAUUAGAAGAUGGGUUGGAACCUUCGGUGUAGACACUAUCGGAGAUGAGUUCUCCACACACCGAAACGAGGUACUUUUACUGAACAUCAAAUUUAAUCAUCCUUGUAUGAUGUUACCUUGGUUAGAAAAACGUAUCGGGAAAAGUACCACCCUUGGUGUGUGGCGAACUCAUCCCUGGUAAUGCUAUACUUGUACAGGGUGUCUCAGAUUUUAGUCAAGAAAAUUUGACGAGCAAUAGAACUUACAAAAACUUAUAUGAACUUGUAUAUUUUAAAGCUUCGUUUUCAAGAUACAAAUUGUUAAAAUUAACAAAAAAAAAUCCUUCAAAUACCCCAAAAACCAUCUGGCUGAUUAUGGUAAAAUUCCAUUUUUUUUAGUGAUAAGUAGAUAUCUUUAUCUGAUGUGAUUAGACUUUACUCAUUUACCAAAAAUAUUUUUUGGUAAAUUUUACACCCUCUAUCUUGAAAGUAAAACUGAGAAACCUGUAAAUUCAUAUGAACUUUUCCUUUUAUUUUUACAAGUUCUAUUACCAGUUAUAUUUUCCCGAUUACAAUCUGAGAUACUAUACUUUUUUUAAUAUUCCAUAAAUAGGUGGGAAGCAAUAUUUAUGGUCCAUGAAUAUGAAACCAUAUUUUCAAUUCAUGUUCUUUCAUUAUAACAAAACAACAAAAAUAAAACAAUUAAGUCAAUUAUAAUUAGAUAUUGUAUUGUUGUUUCGUUGCAUCGGUUGGAAAAUUAGAAAGAAAAAUUGAAAAGUUAUUUUUGUAAAAAUUGGAAAAUGUACUUUUUCAGUGACUGAUGAACAAAACCAAAUUAUAUAAUUUUUAUAAAUGUUAAAUGUGUAUUUACAGGACAGAACUCCCCCAGUAAUAGUGGAAUUGAUAAACUCCAAAAUAAAAUCAAGAAAAUUGAAGUACUCGCAACAACUGAGAUGUUUUGCUUUAACUCUUCAAUUCUAUUCAUCCAGAGCAUAUAACUAUGUAAGACAAUGGGGAAACCUGCUACCUCAUCCGUCAACUUUGAGACGGUGGUACACCAUUGUCAAUGGAAGACCUGGUUUUACUCAGGAAGCAUUUCAAAUUUUAAAAGAAAAAUCAAAAAAUGAAUCAGUUAUUUGCAACAUCACAAUAGAUGAAAUGUCAGUACGAAGCCAAAUACUUUAUAAAGGCAGCAGAUUAUUUGGAUAUGUUGACUUGGGAAGUGGAGACAUUCCCACGGAUUCUUGCCCCCUUGCGAAAAGUGCCCUUGUUUUUAUGGCAGUUGAUCUUAGGGGGCACUGGAAAAUCCCACUGGGUUACUUUUUAAUUAAAUCACUUAAUGGAAUGGAAAGGGCAAAUUUAUUAAAAACUUGUUUCGUAUUGUUGCAUGAAACUGGCAAAUUUGCCAGUCAAUUUGCUUUGAUGGGGCUAGUGUGAAUCUGUCAAUGGCUAAAUGUUUAGGUGCCAAUUUUGAAUACGGAUUUGCUUUUAAACCCUAUUUUUCUCAUCCAGUUACAAAAGAAAAUGUUUAUGUAUUUUGGGAUGCUUGUCAUAUGAUAAAGCUUGUUCGCAACACAUUUGGAGACAAAAAAGUUCUCUACGAUGAAGAAAACUUACCCAUAAUGUGGGACUUCAUAGAAAAUAUUGUGAAAAUUCAAGAACAGGAGGGGCUUCAUUUAGGGUGUAAAAUUAAUAAACAGCAUAUUUGUUAUUAUGAUAAUAAAAUGCGUGUUAGACUUGCGGCACAAGUUUUAAGCGAAUCUGUGCAUAGUGCACUCAUAUAUUUACAACGAAAAAAUGCUACUUUUACAGAUACUUUUACAUACACCUAAUACAAAUGCUGAUAAUAAUUAAUACAUUAUAUUAUCAAAAUUCAAAUUUCAUUAGAAAACUCGAUGGGUGAUGAUCGAUCUAAGUAGGGAUCUUGUACUAUAACAUUUAUUGGUUUUUAAAAGUGAUAUGUUUUGUAAAUUUACUUCUUACUGACACAUUAACUAAUUUGGAUGCCUCAUAAUGAACUCUCACAGUGAUAUACUUUAAGCAAAUCAAUUUAAUUAAUUCUACUCUGUGGUUGUCCAAAAUAUUCUGCGUUUUUAUAUGUUCCACCAUAUAACUAUCAGAAAAAACAUGUACAUUGUAUAAAAUUUUGUUUACAAUUACUUUUUCAAAAUGUUUUAUUUUUUUAAUAGAACAUUCCAUUUGCCUAAUAAGUAUUUCAAUCGCCUUACAAAUCUUUAUAACAUCAUACGAUGGCAUAACGUAAGACCCCCUAUUUUUCAGAUGAGUCAAUAGUACUUUAUCUUUUCCGACUAAAUAUUUUCUACAAAUUUCACGUAAUUUUUUUUAAAUUCACGAGGAAAUAAAUCCUGCUAUAUAUGAAGUGACAUCUUCUACGUAAGGAGAGAGUUCGUAUAACGUUUUUACAUAAUCAUGGUCAAAUAAGGCGUUAUCAUCUGUUGCUACAUUUUCAUUUGUCUCGCAAAGCGGAUCUGUUAUUUUAUUUGAGCAGUAAUUUAAAAUCGGAACAUGGUCCAACUGGCAACUGCCAUCUUGAGAGGCACACACCUCAUUUUUUACAAGGAGCCUUUUAUACGCCGCCUCAAAUUGAAUGGCGUUCGGGUUAUUAUUAAAGCCACCCCUACUUCUUAUUGCCCCAAAGAAUGUCUCGAUAUGGUCCUGACUCAAUUUAAAAGUCAGUAGAUAUUUUAAAUUGUGCUUUUUCAAGUCAUUGUAAAGUGGAAACAUGUUACACAAACAUAUUAUAAAACCAAGGAACCCAGUUUUUCUAUUGCUGUCAAUGAUUCUGGUUCCACUUGAAUCUUUUAAGCCCAAUAAAUAUUGUAUAAAAUAUUCGCUACUAUUUUUUAAGAAGUUUGCCUAAUAAGUAUUUCAAUCGCCUUACAAAUAUUUAUAACAUCAUACGAUGGCAUAACCUAGGACCUCCUAUUUUUCAGAUGACUUAAUAGUACUUUAUCUUUUCCUACUAAAGUAAUACAAUAUAUUUAUUCUUAGAACACUAUAUUUGUAAAUAGCUAAAUAUUAAAAACUGUUAUGGUAUAGUGUAUAUUUUAAUAAAUAAAUAAAUAAAUAAGUGUAUCUUGAGUUUUUUUUUAUAAUCUGUUUAAACCUUCACUAACUCUUCUAUUAAUUCAUCUUGUGUUGAUACUCAGUAAAAAUGUUUCAAAAUUUUACUCGAUAAGAGCCUUCCUAGAAUAGUGGACAUCAUUAUCGGAUUGGUCUCCUAUAGAUAUUUUAUACCAUUUUUUUAUAUUAUCGAAUAAACUGCAGAAACCACUACAAUAAAUA
Messenger RNA from Anoplophora glabripennis (Asian longhorned beetle), 4310 nucleotides. RefSeq lists its product as uncharacterized. The transcript is spliced from 3 exons. The record is from RefSeq and is a predicted model, not a curated record. Lineage: Eukaryota; Metazoa; Arthropoda; Insecta; Coleoptera; Cerambycidae. Bases 379 to 975 code for a protein of 198 amino acids.